Messenger RNA from Miscanthus lutarioriparius, 3234 nucleotides. Lineage: Eukaryota; Viridiplantae; Streptophyta; Magnoliopsida; Poales; Poaceae. The record is from the annotation of a GenBank genome assembly.
AUGCCCCACCGCCGUCCAGCAGGCUGCACCAGGCGCGCGCUUCUGCUCCUCGCCCACCUGCUGCUCCUUUGGUCCUCCCCGCGCCCCGCGUUCUCGGCGCAGGGCGAGGCCGAGGCGCUCCUGAGGUGGAAGGACAGCCUGCCCCCGCCGCCGCGCUCCGCGGACGCGCUCGCCUCGUGGUCACUCAACGGCUCGGCCGCCGUCGCCGCGGCGCCCGCGCCGUGCGCGUGGCGCGGCGUGUCGUGCGACUCCCUCGGCCGCGUUGUGGGCGUCGACGUGGCCGGUGCCGGCCUCGCCGGCACGCUCGCCGCCCUGGACCUCCAGUCGCUGCCCAGCCUCGGCAGCCUCAACCUCAGCUUCAACGCGCUGACGGGGGGCUUCUUCCCGCCCAACGUGUCCGCGCCGCUUCUCAGCGUCAGGUCUAUCGAUCUGUCCUACAACAACUUGUCAGGUCCAGUCCCGGCCACGUUGCCGGCGUACAUGCCCAACCUCGAGCACCUCAACCUCUCGUCCAACCAGUUCACCGGCGAGAUACCGGCUACACUAGACAAGCUGACUAAGCUGCAGAGCCUUGUCCUUCACUCCAACAACCUUUCCGGCGGCAUACCGCCGGUGCUUGGCAACGUCUCCGGGCUAAGAGACCUUGAGCUGUCAAGCAACCCGUUGGGCGGCACGAUUCCCGCCACUCUCGGCAAGCUCCUGUCGCUGGAGCGCAUCAAUGUCAGCCUGGCUCGGCUGGAGUCAACAAUUCCAACUGAGCUCAGCCUCUGCACCAACCUCACCGUCAUUGGUCUCGCCGGGAACAAGCUCACCUGGGGCCUGCCGCCGUCGCUAGCCAAGCUGACCAGAGUACGGGACUUUAACGUCUCCAAGAACAUGCUCACCGGCGAGAUUCCACCGGACUACUUCACGUCCUGGACCCACCUCAGGGUGUUUCAGGCGGACGGCAACCGCUUCACCGGCAGGAUCCCCGUGGAAGUCGCGACGGCGUCGAGGCUCGAGUACCUCCACUUGGCGACCAACAAUCUCUCCGGUCCGAUACCAGCGGUCAUCGGAAGCAUGACAAGCCUCAAGGUGCUGGACCUCUCCGAGAACGGAUUCUCCGGCGCGAUCCCCCGGACGAUCGGCAACCUCACGAGCCUCGACACGCUGCGACUGUACGACAACAAGCUCACCGGAAGGUUGCCGGACGAGUUCGGGAACAUGACGGCGCUGCAGAGACUGUCCAUAAACACCAACAUGCUGGAGGGCGAGCUGCCGGCCGGGCUCACUCGGCUGCCGAACCUCCUCGCCAUCGUUGCCUUCGACAACCUCUUCGCCGGCACCAUCCCACCGGGCUUCGGCCGGAACCUGUCCAUCCUCAGCAUGUCCAACAACAACUUCGCCGGCGGGCUGCCUCAGGGGCUGUGCAGCACGCCGCGCCUGCGGUACCUCAGCCUUGACGACAACGACAUCUCCGGCACCGUGCCCGCUUGCUACAGCAAUUUUACCAAGCUGGUGCGCUUCCGGCUGGCACGGAACCGGUUGUCCGGCGACGUGUCGGAGAUCUUGGGAUCGCAUCCUGACCUGUACUACAUUGACCUGUCGGGGAAUUCGUUCGGUGGCGACCUGCCGGCGCACUGGUCUCAGUUCAAGAGCCUCUCGUACCUGCACUUGGAGGGCAACAUGAUCACCGGGACAAUUCCGGCCAGUUACGGCGCCAUGACCGUAUUGCAAGAUUUGAGCCUCUCAUCAAAUCGCCUUGCCGGCACGAUACAGCCGGAGCUCGGUGCAUUGCCUUUGCUCAAGCUGGAUUUGAGCCGUAACAUGUUGUCAGGGCAGAUCCCUCUGACGCUCGGGAAUGCCACUGGUAUGCUAUGGCUGGACCUGUCCGGAAAUCACCUCGACGGUGGCGUGCCGGUGGAGCUGACCAACCUUGCCCACAUGUGGCAGCUGAACCUGAGCCACAACAGCCUCACCGGAGAGGUGCCGGCUCUGCUCGGAAAGAUGGCCUCGCUGCAGGAACUUGAUCUUAGCGGCAACCCAGGCCUGUGCGGCGACAUCGCCGGGCUGAGUUCCUGUCGCUCGGAGCCGAGUAGAGGCGGCUCCAGCUCCAAACGGUACCGCGCGAGGCUAGUCCUCGUCGCGACGCUGGUUUCCGCCGCGGCGCUUCUGCUCUCCGUAGCUGCAGUGUUGUGCGUACUGGUGGCCCGAAGGAGGAGGCGAGCCGGACAAGACAGCCCCGACACGACGGCGAGCGGCGCCGGCGGCGCGAUGGCUCUGACAGCUUCCAUAUGGGGCAAUGACGCGGCGUUCUCGUUCGGCGACAUCCUGGCGGCGACGGAACACUUCAACGAGGCCUACUGCAUCGGCAAGGGCAGCUUCGGGAGCGUGUACCGGGCCGACCUGCCGGGCCCCGGCGGGCAGAGCCUUGCCGUGAAGCGGCUGGACGCUUCGGAGACCGGCGACGCGUGCCGCCGGGGCGUCAGCGAGAAGAGCUUCGAGAACGAGGUCCGGGCGCUGACGCGCGUCCGGCACCGCAACAUCGUGAGGCUCCACGGCUUCAGCGCCAUGGGCGGGCACAUGUACCUGGCGUACGAGCUGGUGGAGCGCGGCAGCCUCGGGAAGGUGCUGUACGGGCCCGGCCGUGGCUGCGGGCUGUUCGACUGGCCCGCGCGGGCGCGCGCCAUCGGCGGGCUGGCGUACCUGCACCACGACUGCUCGCCGCCGAUGAUCCACCGCGACGUCACGGUCAACAACGUGCUGCUGGACCCGGACUACGAGCCGCGGGUGUCCGACUUCGGCACGGCGAGGUUCCUCUCCCCCGGCCGCUCCGACUGCACCAGCGUCGCGGGCUCCUACGGCUACAUGGCGCCAGAGCUGGCGUACCUGAGGGUGACGACCAAGUGCGACGUGUACAGCUUCGGCGUGGUGGCGCUGGAGAUCCUGAUGGGCAGGCACCCGGGCAGCCUCAUAAGCGCCCUGCACUCGCGGCUCCCGGUCCCGGACACCCAUGGCAAUGGGUCGCUGCUGCUGAAGGACGCCCUGGAUCAGAGGCUGGACUCUCCCGAAGGGCAGGUGGGCGCGCAGGUGGUGUUCGCGUUUCUGGUGGCCCUGUCGUGCGUGCGGGAGGACCCCGAGGCCCGCCCGACUAUGCGGAGCGUCGCGCAGGAGCUCUCGUCACGGAGGCGUUCGGUGCUGGACAGGCCGUUCACCGCGAUCAGGGUCGCUGAUCUGACCGGCAUUCACGGAUGA